Messenger RNA from Spodoptera exigua (beet armyworm), 1086 nucleotides. The record is from the annotation of a GenBank genome assembly. Lineage: Eukaryota; Metazoa; Arthropoda; Insecta; Lepidoptera; Noctuidae.
AUGGCCACCGCCGAGAUGAGCUUGCCUGACAAGAAGCCUGAGCACGAGUCGGGUUACUACGAGGGCAGCGAUCAGGAGGGCAGUAUGGAGUGCGGGUGCCCGUCGCCGGUCAGUUCACGCAACUCUUCGCAUUCGACCAAGUUGAAGCGGCGCCACAGCGGGCAGAAGCACAAGAAGGUGCCUCCUAAGAAGGCCAGGACCGAGCCCCCUGUGAAUGGCUGCAGUUUAAAUAUCAAUGGACACAUUGACAAGAGUGUGGAAAUAGUGGAGUGUUCAAGUAGUAGUGUGUCGUCAGUGAAGGACUAUAAGAAGCCCGAGGAGCUCAUGCCAGUGCCCGGGCCCAGCUCGAAGAGGAGCAGCUCUGUGGAGCUCAUUGGAGGCACUGUGCCCGCACCAGCUCGAGACUCAGUUGAUUGGAAUUUGGUUGAUGCUAGUAAAAUUAGAAAAAGAUGCAAAGUUAAUCUCAAUGGCGCUGCCAAAGUCGACAUAUCACAUUUUGAUCUACUCAAAGUGCUCGGCACUGGUGCGUACGGCAAAGUGUUUCUAGUUAGAAAAAGAUGCGGAAUCGACGAAGGCAAGUUGUAUGCCAUGAAGGUUCUAAAAAAGGCAUCAAUAGUUCAAAAAUUGAAGACUGCAGAACACACAAGGACUGAAAGACAGGUCUUGGAAGCUGUGAGGGCUUGCCCUUUCCUGGUGACUCUCCACUAUGCGUUCCAAACCGACGCAAAAUUACACCUUAUUCUCGAUUACGUAGCGGGAGGUGAACUCUUUACUCAUUUAUACCAGAGAGAACACUUCAGUGAGAAUGAAGUGCGGAUAUACAUAGCUGAAAUUAUAUUGGCUCUCGAGCAGUUACAUAAGCUCGGCAUUAUCUACCGUGACAUCAAGCUGGAGAACAUCCUCCUGGAUGCCGAAGGUCACAUAGUGCUGACAGACUUUGGCUUGUCCAAGGAGUUUUGUGGUGGAGAGAGCAGAGCCUACUCCUUCUGCGGUACCAUUGAAUACAUGGCGCCGGAGGUGGUCAGGAGCGGCAGUCAGGGUCACGAUAUUACCGUGACCUACAUGAUGAUUGCGAUGUUGUGCUAA